AUGGCAGCAAAUGAAGAUAUUAAUGUAUGCUAUGGAGUGGUGGAUUGCCAUGCUACCUGUAAAUUAGAGCCGCCAAUUGCUCGUUUAGGAAACUGCCUAGCAGCGAAUAAUAAUACGGAAGCGAUUUGCUGUUUAGCUGAUAAUAAUGUUGUCGUAUUGUUGCAACUUUACCAAAACAAAACUGAGCCUGCAACUGGAAAUGAUGGUGUUACAUCAAGUAAACCUGAAAUUGAGCUGCAGCGAAAGCUUCAAGUUCAAGAUGAAGAAUUGGAAUGUCACUGCAUGUCGACCGAUGAAAAGAUUAUUGGUAUUGCAGGACGAUCUGUUCACCUCUUUACUUCAUUAUUAAAUUGUAUCAAUGGUGAAGAAAUUAACUUAAGUUAUGUUCCUAAGAGUAUAGCUAUAACUUGCCUAGAUAAGGUAUAUAAUAUGGCGAUUGCAGGGUCUAAUGGGGUCGAUAUUUAUAUUUUAAAUUUCACUAACCAUAAAUUAGUUACACGAAGUGUCAUAAAUUUACAUACUGGAUUAGCCAUUGCCGUUGUAGAAUACUCAAGAGGCGGUCACUACUUGGCUGUCGCCACCAUGGAUGGCCAUCUUGGUAUCUGGAGGAACAGCACUCAAGAUACCUUUAACACAAGCAAGGAUUUUUGGUACGCUCAGCUUAAAAGUAUUAGAAUAACAAGUCUCAAGUUUUCACCUGAACAAAAUAUGGUUGCUGUAGGUUGUUGGGAUCAAAACGUAUAUUUAUAUCAGUUGGAAAGUACAGAGCCGUUUUGUUGGGUACAGAAAAAGUUAGAAUUCAAUACUGGGGCAUCUAAAGUUGUAAAUAGUCGACUCCCUGGAAUGUUUGUGCAAUGGUCAAAUUUUGGAACAUUCUUGAUUGUAACCACAGCUCAGGGUAAUGUAACAACUAUCAUAAUCUAUAAUGUUGAAAAGAAAUUCUCCAGAGAAGUUGCUACGGGAGACACCAUAAAAGGAAUUAUAACUGGUAUUGAUAAUUUACGCAACGAAUAUAUUUUGUAUUAUACACGACAAAAGACUUUACGACUAAUUUAUCUAUGA
Messenger RNA from Trichoplax adhaerens, 1062 nucleotides. RefSeq lists its product as uncharacterized. The record is from RefSeq and is a predicted model, not a curated record. The coding region runs from base 1 to 1062 and encodes 353 amino acids. The transcript is spliced from 8 exons. Lineage: Eukaryota; Metazoa; Placozoa; Uniplacotomia; Trichoplacea; Trichoplacidae. Gene Ontology annotation, molecular function: protein binding.